Molecule: messenger RNA, 497 nt
Organism: Helianthus annuus (common sunflower)
Lineage: Eukaryota; Viridiplantae; Streptophyta; Magnoliopsida; Asterales; Asteraceae
Product: heat stress transcription factor B-2a-like
Exons: 1
Source: RefSeq, a predicted model, not a curated record
UCCGAUGCCGAAUUGAUCGGUGAAAACGAAAGGUUACGGAGAGAAAACCUUCAACUCAACAAAGAGUUAAGCCAGAUGAAGCAGUUAUGCAACAGUAUAUGUGUAAUGAUGUCAAAUUAUGCAACCAACACAACCACCAGUCCUUCGGAUUCCACCACCAUCAAACCACUUGAACUCCUACUGUUGAAACGCUCUUCUGAAGACUCCGGUAGGGGUGGAAGUGGAAUAACUGGAGAGUUUAUAAACCCUAGGUUAUUUAGUGUACCGAUAGGUAUGAAACGUGUGAGAGAGGACGACGGUGAUGCGGCGGAGCUGCGGUUGGAACCGCCGGGAGAUGGUGUUAAACUGGAGCUGUCGGAUGGUAGCGUAAAGUGGAGUGGUGUUGAUUUGAAGUAAUCCACGUUAAUGAUGAAAAACCGUCAUGUGUCAGAUCGGAUGCAUUGUCAUGAUCAGGUUGACAAAAGAAAGUUGGGUUGGUGUGCAAGAAAAAAAAUCUG